AAAUGAGUGCCAGCAUUCGACAGAGCAAAGAGAGUUUGUUCACGGUGGGCAGCGAGGAUGAGAGCAAACACCACCGGGUGAGCUUGUAUGUGGCCGGCGUGAGUGCCGGUUUGCUAAUCUUGAUUACUAUCGUCCUUGUGGCCAUCCCGCAAGACCUGUACAGCACUGGCGGUUGCCAUUCAAAGUGCAACACGACGCCAAAUCCACCGCAGACUUCUGGAUUCAAACCGGCCUCAGACUUUGACAGCUGCACCAUCAAUAUUGGCGAAAACCGCACGGGGUGCACCGUGCUUUGCCAAAAUUUCCGCACUUCCGAAAGUGGCGUCCCGCCUGGGGAAGCGAUUAAGCAAAAUUUGAUAGGCCUGAACACACUUCAUUCAAACGAAUGUGCUGCAAAGUGGAAAUUGCUGAUCAAAUCUGCAGUUUUUCCAAAUUACAAGAUUGCAGCUGAUUGGUUUCAAGUGGGCGAUGGAGAAAUUUUACCCGCAAUAUAUCACCUAGAAAUUCAGAAUUGUCCUGGUCUGAAUCAAAUCGAAUCGGGAGCAUUUGCCGAGUUUCCGUUUGGCGGUAGUUUGAAAAUAUUGACUUUGUCUCAAAAUUCAGCCUUUACCAAAUUGAAAAGCGGCAUGAACAAUGGCCUGACCUCUUUAAAUGCAUUUAAUUUAUGGGGAAAUGGCGUGAUUCAACAGGUCGAUGAUGAUUUUUUCGAGACAAUCAAAUCGUCAAUUGAGAUUUUGCAGCUACAAGGCGGCUUUGAAUCUGAACAAAUUGUGGCGAGUAUGAUUGGAGCGUGCCAGGAUCCUUUCAACAGCCUAAUUUUGGUUGAUCUGAGGUUCAACUUUCCUGGGCCAGCAGGUUUUAAACAUUUAGGAAAAGACACGCUGUCUGCGAUCUGGAAUGUCGAGUCUUUGUAUCUGCAAGAAUCUGCCAUUGAAACAAUCGAUUCUGACACUUUCAAUGAAAUAUCUGGAAGUUUGACUUUGCUGAAUUUGGCUGACAACCUUCUUAAAACACUUCCAAAUAGGACUUUCCAAACAAUGGUGGAUAUGCAAAGUUCAGUGACACUUUUUUUGGCAGGAAAUCACUGGGAGUGUGAUUGCCAUUUGAAAUGGCUGCAAGACCUACUCAAAAGCCCUCUACAUUCUUUUAACCUUGGUCCAGGUGACAACCCUCUGUGCAAGGCCCCCGAGUCGGAGGCAGGGAAGCACCUGAUGGAGGCCGACAUGAACAGUUCGUGCCCGGAAAUCGAAAUUCCACCUCCGCUAAAAAUCGAUUGCAUCCCUCAGACCGAAACAACAUCCGUGGGCACCACAACUGCGACCACCACAACUGAAACGCCAAAGUUCCAAUGCACCCUUGCUCAAAUAAAGUAUCCAAUUUUGAGCCAAUCUGAAAUUCAGCCCGAGCAGAAAUUUGAAAUUCAGGAGAGGAGCAAAGACACAGGGCCGGCGGAAGUUGUCGUGCGCAUAGGGGUGGAUCAGGGAGGACUCACUCUGGCUUGGCACUCAAACGGCCAAGAUUUGAAGUGCGACAGGGACAUCAAAAGGCCGGAGCAUUUUGUGGGAAACCUGAGCCGAGACGUGGCCUAUGUUUUUUGUCUGUUCGAAGGGAUGGAAAUCGUUUCACCCUCGCAGUGCCAGGGUCUGACCACGCAGCCGCCCUGGGAGGCCAGACCGUGGAUUUUAAACAAGCAGAUGCCGGUGUGGGUGUCCGUGUCUGUGGCGAUCGCCAUUCUCUGCGCCCUGGUCGGCGCAGGCGCGGUCAUUUGCGCCGCUUGGCAAAAACCCACCCUGCUGGCCCUGAGCAGCCGCGUGGUCAAAGUUCGCACUUCCAACACGGAGGCGGUUGUCAUGCCCAAGCCGGCCAAAAAGCAGUGCAAGAAGGGGCAAAACGCCGAGGGCGACGGCGUUUCGAUUCGCAGCGACCCGAGCUACGUGUCGGUGGUCAAGGCGUCCAAGGUCAGUUUGGUCGCCUUCAGGUUUCGAGAGUGGCUCAGGAAGGUGGAUAACGGCGAAAUCGAGCCUUCCGGCCCUGCCUGUGCCGACAACAACAUCGACGACGCCGGCAGUCUGCCCGAUAGCAAUGCUAGCGUCAACGCAAUCAACGACAACGACUCUUUUAACUCUAUCAGUAGCGCUUCGCAGCUCUAACUUUGCCGAGUUCGGAUUUAUCGCAAAAAAAUAAUGGAAAGAUUAGAACCGAGUACUCACCAAGAUUGGAGAACAACAGGUUGAGGUAGCCAUCCUCCCAUUCAAGCGUCUCGUUGCCACCAUCUGUUGUGCUGAAAAACAAUCGCAAAAAUGUUACAAACUGUUAAAAUAAAAAGUAUAAAUAUUUAAUAUUGAAUGAAAUGAUACAAGACGGGGGGAAAAAUUCCUAAACAAGACAAUUUUUUAAGGACGGAUUUAAGUUGAAAAAGACACACGUGAAGUUUCUUUAUACAAUAUUGAAGAUUUAAAAUAGUAAUUUAAAGGGUGAUCUUUUUUCGAAGUUUUUAAAAGCAAAAUAUUUAUAAAACUGUUGUUUGGAUGUCUCAAAAAUUCAUAAAAAAAAUUAAAUAGUAGCAAUCAGCAGCAAUGAAAGAAGAUUCAAUAUUGAAAUAAAAAUUGGAAAUUGAUGAUG
This is a messenger RNA of Neocloeon triangulifer, 2622 nucleotides long. Its product is annotated as leucine-rich repeat transmembrane protein FLRT3-like. The transcript is spliced from 5 exons. Gene Ontology annotation, molecular function: protein binding. Bases 3 to 2150 code for a protein of 715 amino acids. Lineage: Eukaryota; Metazoa; Arthropoda; Insecta; Ephemeroptera; Baetidae. The record is from RefSeq and is a predicted model, not a curated record.